CCAUUGACCACUCCGCCGUUCAAAUUACGGUGUGCCUUGAUACCUCUUCAAUUAGGGGUGUGUCUUCAAGCGUCCUCCACCAUGACUGAUCCCGCCUUGCAAAUUCCCGAAGUCAUCCAGACGGCCUCUGUCAACCCGGAACCGUCUCCGGAACACGACGUCAAUCCUCCAACUGCGGCCUCCGAGAAGCAACCCGCCGUGGAGCAUGCGCCCUCAGAGGCAGGCAGUAUUCCUUCCGACGUCGUUGACCCCCACAGAAUGAUCAGGCCCAUUUCACGGCGGCACCAACUCCCCCCACUACCUGAUUUGCGGUUUGAACAGAGUUAUCUCGCCAGCUUGCGGGGGGCUGAUACCUGGGGUCGAGUGGCUUGGAUCACGAUUAGAGACCAGGUCCUCCUUCCUCUGAUCCAAGGUACCGUCUGGACUCUAGCCCUCUCUGGCUGGCGUUUCUGGAACCGCAACGCGUCCCUCAGUGGACAGACACUCGGUAGCAAGAUACGGAGAUGGUGGUAUGAUGUAAACGACUGGAAGCUUCCUCUCCUCAGGUCAGCUAAGAACGAUCGCCUGGCUGCGAACGUGGAAGACUUUUUGCAGUUCUACACGGCCCAGUUCUCAAAUGCAGGUGCUGACUAGGUUCCCUGGUCUUUGAAUCAUUUGGUUACUACUCAAUAUAUUAUGUGGUUGUAGGUCUGCAUUUCGGGUGUUCAGCGUACGGCGUUCAGAACAGCAAGCAUCCAUCUUAGCUUGGGCUUUCCUUUCAUACACUCUUCCAGUCUCGCUGGAUCCUGAGAGAUUCCAGGCGCCUGCCGUUUAUCUCAAGCUUGCAAAUUCAGUAAUGUACAUAGCGCAUAGCCCCAGCAAGCGGUUAUAUCAAAUCUCAUGUUGUAAGACAGUUCCU
Molecule: messenger RNA, 898 nt
Organism: Aspergillus sclerotioniger CBS 115572
Lineage: Eukaryota; Fungi; Ascomycota; Eurotiomycetes; Eurotiales; Aspergillaceae
Product: DUF1770 domain-containing protein
Exons: 3
Coding region: 82-633 (183 amino acids)
Biological process (GO): mitophagy
Molecular function (GO): mitochondrion autophagosome adaptor activity
Source: RefSeq, a predicted model, not a curated record